Coregonus clupeaformis (lake whitefish) is the source of this 3678-nucleotide messenger RNA. Its product is annotated as guanine nucleotide-binding protein G(z) subunit alpha. Bases 965 to 2032 code for a protein of 355 amino acids. The transcript is spliced from 3 exons. The record is from RefSeq and is a predicted model, not a curated record. Gene Ontology annotation, biological process: adenylate cyclase-modulating G protein-coupled receptor signaling pathway. Gene Ontology annotation, cellular component: heterotrimeric G-protein complex. NCBI's taxonomy places the organism in Eukaryota, Metazoa, Chordata, Actinopteri, Salmoniformes, Salmonidae. Gene Ontology annotation, molecular function: G protein-coupled receptor binding; GTPase activity; G-protein beta/gamma-subunit complex binding.
CACACUCAAACACGCAUACAUUCACACACGCCCUCCUCCCCCAUCGCUGCAGUGUCUCAACUGCCUUGGAGCAAACAAGAGAGGAAAUAGAACAGACAAUAAUAAGAGAGCCGAGAAAGAGGGGAAUAGAAAGAGAGAGAGAGUAUGCGUGUGAGAGAGAGUGUGUCAUAGGAGAAUGUUGGACUAAGGGUGGAUUGCACACUGCCUAUCUCUCCCUGCCAGUGUUUGUCUGCAGUAUCCCUGGUGAACGGACCCUGGACGGUGAAACGAAACAGGGGCCUUCAGUUGCCUGAGUCGAGGAAACAGAACAGAAUAUCGCCCAGAGAGAAGGAGGCAGACAACGCACGAAGGACUGACGUGGAUUACUGCAUUCACAAAGAUAGGGAAUGGCGACGUGAGAGCCAUGAGGGAGGAGAGCGAGGGGUUUUUGUUGCAUCUACACAUCAUUCCCUGAACACUGUUUCUACUAACACCUCCCUCCCCCUUCCUGCUCCACAAGCUUCCUAAGGGGGGUAACCCCUGAUAUGACCCCCAGCCCCCGUGGCAUCAGGUAGUCCUCCCACCAUGUCCUGGUAGAGCUCUAUGCCAACUCUAGUCCCAAAGCCUGGGAUAAACCCACAGAAGGCCAACGGACAGCCCCUAGACCACGAGGAUAAUUAAAUAUUCCUGAGUCAUUCCUGCUCUGUGGUUCUCAUUUCUCUCUGUGUGCUCUGAGUGGCAGGUUUGAAGGAAAGUGUCUCUCUCUGUCUUCCCAUCAAGCCCCUGCAGCAUUAAGGAUUCAAACAUAAUCCUAUCCCUGCUCUGACAUACAUUCCUUUCUUCCUUUGCCUAGUCUCUCACCUCUGCUCCUUUUGAUAUUUCUGAUUAUUUCGGUUUGAUCCCAGUCACGCCACUUUUGCCACCCGGCACGUUCUCCUCUGCGAUCACCACGUUUUCCUCAGUGUUCACCGCGUGGCAGACGACCAUGGGUUGCCGGCAGAGUUCGGAGGAGAAGGAGGCGGCGCGGCGCUCCCGGCGGAUCGACCGUCACCUGCGCUCGGAGAGCCAGCGGCAGCGGCGUGAGAUCAAGCUCCUUCUGCUGGGCACCAGCAACUCUGGCAAGAGCACUAUUGUCAAGCAGAUGAAGAUCAUCCACAGUGGAGGCUUCAAUCUGGACGCCUGCAAGGAAUACAAGCCCCUCAUCCUCUACAAUGCCAUUGACUCGCUCACACGGAUCAUCCGCGCCCUCGCCACGCUCAAGAUCGACUUCCACAACCCUGACCGCGCCUACGACGCCGUGCAGCUCUUCGCCCUGACCGGGCCGGCCGAGAGCAAAGGGGAGAUCACAGCGGAGCUGCAAGGGGUAAUGAAGCGCCUGUGGGACGACUCAGGGGUGCAGGAGUGCUUCUGCCGCUCCAACGAGUACCACCUGGAGGAUAACACUGCCUACUACCUGAACGACCUGGACCGCAUCUCCUCCAACGAGUUCAUCCCCACAGUGGAGGACAUUCUGCGCUCCCGCGACAUGACCACGGGCAUCGUGGAAAACAAGUUCACCUUCAAGGAGCUCACCUUCAAGAUGGUGGACGUGGGGGGGCAGCGCUCAGAGAGGAAGAAGUGGAUCCACUGCUUCGAGGGCGUAACCGCCAUCAUUUUCUGUGUGGAGCUAAGUGGCUAUGACCUCAAGCUCUAUGAAGACAACCAGACGAGUCGUAUGGCAGAGAGCCUGCGUCUGUUUGACUCCAUCUGCAACAACAACUGGUUCACUAACACCUCGCUCAUCCUCUUCCUCAACAAGAAGGACCUGUUGGCCGAGAAGAUCAAGCGCAUCCCUCUGACCGUGUGCUUCGCCGACUACAGAGGUCAGAACACCUACGAGGAAGCAGCGGUCUACGUGCAGCGGCAGUUUGAGGACCUCAACCGCAACAAGGAGACCAAGGAGAUCUACUCGCACUUCACCUGUGCCACAGACACCAGCAACAUCCAGUUUGUGUUCGACGCAGUCACGGACGUGAUCAUCCAGAACAAUCUCAAGUACAUUGGGCUGUGCUAGGACUGGGGAUAGGGUGGGGGGAGAGCGGGCUGCUUGGCAGCAGUAGGCCCACUCGCUACCAGGCACGGUACACACAAGAUCUGCCUGUCUGUCCAUCUCUUUGAGGAAGUGAAAGAAGGAAAGAACCUGCAAGGGGGUUGGGAUUGUCAGGGACGGGCUACAGGUUCAACCGACCUGCUUGAAAUGUUAGAGUUGAGGGUCAAAGGUCAAGAUGGGAUUUACCCAAGUUCAGCAUAAAUGUGUUUGCACUGAAUAUAUGAGUAUGUAGAGACACACACACACACAUGUACACACACAUCCUUAUUUUUUCUCACACACAAGGACUUGGGAUCAACUGUCAAGCACUUGUUUGACAUGGAAACACUGGAAACUGAAGACCGCUUCCCCUGCCCUCUGCGUGCCAAACCUGGGAUUGAGCAGUCCGAGGUCUUUACUGUCAGUUUCAAAGUAACCUUUGUCUUUUUAGGUUGUCAAUGAAUGCUGCUUUACGAGUUGGGUUCACCAGGCAAGGUAUGGGGAGAUGAUGAGUCACAGGUGUCCUGGGAAAAUCAUAGGAUGACAUGACUUACAGGGUUUCCGUCCAUAGGAGAAAACUGCCACAGUCUAAAGCUGUAAAGUAAAGUAAAGGGUAUUUAUCUACACACAUUGUAUCUCAUUUUUUGAGGGCUGAAUGGCUCUUCAAGGUUAUUCUGUUUGUCUUUCUAUAAUUCUUCAUUCUUUUUGUCAAACCUGCCUUUUAGAGCAGGUCUCUGACUUACCAGGAGAGUGUUACACGCCAUAGAGUCGUAGAGUGUUCUCUAAGAUCAUUCCAGUUUCCAGCAACAAAGACUUAAAAAAACAGUGCCAAUUUUAGUGUAAAUAAAAACAGAUCCCAUCAAUAAUAUUACCUUUUGGGUUUUUAUUGACAGAAACAUUAAUAAUAAUAAUAAUAUGCCAUUUAGCAGACGCUUUUAUCCAAAGCGACUUACAGUCAUGUGUGCAUACAUUUUAAAACAUGCAUGAUUUUGUUACUUUGGGAUAUUGAUACAUUUUUCUUUUGGAUUUGUGUUCUGUUAUUUUAGAUUUAACUAAUAUAUUCCCCAAAAAUAUAUAUAAAAGUCAAACACUGUGUAAGAUUGUACAGCUGUUGUCUAAGAGGAAUUUAUUGAAAAGAGUUAUAUAAAUUGAGAUGAUGAUGAUGAUGGUGAUGAUGACACCAAUGACAAGCUCAUUACAAACCCAGCAUGAGAACAUAAAGUGGGUGGGGGGAGGAUAAAAAAUAAAUAAUUGAAGACUGCAAAAAAUAUUAAUUAGAAAAAACUAACGUUUCAGUUUAAUCCUCCUUGCAUUAUCUAUGUGGACAUUGUUAUACAGUGGGUUUGAUGUGUAAAUAUACUGUAAGGUUCACUCUGUUAAAACAAACGAUCAAUAAAAGGUUGAGUUGGAAUACAGAGAGAGAGGGAGAGAGAGAGAAUGUGAAAGAGAGAGAGAGGGAGGAAAACCCCGCUCUACUCUCCUCCAACCCUCAACAUUUCAGCGAAGAGGAUGAUAUGCAAACUCAGCUAAGGGCUUCAGGCUUGACUUUACAGGAUGUCCACUUCAACAAAAAACAACCAAUUUAGAAGAACUAUAAAAAGAACAAUAACAAAUAAAAUGAAUUAUGCAAA